Drosophila melanogaster (fruit fly) is the source of this 1084-nucleotide messenger RNA. RefSeq lists its product as uncharacterized. Lineage: Eukaryota; Metazoa; Arthropoda; Insecta; Diptera; Drosophilidae. The transcript has 2 exons. The record is from RefSeq and is marked reviewed. Bases 73 to 972 code for a protein of 299 amino acids.
GACUUUCACGUUCUCCAGAUCUCAAGCAGCUGAAAUUCUCAUUUCGGAUUCCCAUUUCGGAAUCAUCGUACAAUGCUCCAGAAUUUCGCGUUUGAGAAUCACCCCACAAUCGGAUUCUUUUCCAAGCAAUCGGAGCUAAUGAGAAUGCUGCCCGAGAUUCCCAAGCUGCGCAACAUCUUCGAUCUGUUCGUGGUCAAUGAAUGUGACCAGGCGGCUGGCGGAGAAGAUGUGGCGGCCCCAACAUGCUUGGAUCUUGGCAUCGGGAUACGGAUGACGGAUGUGGCGGACUGCCUGCGCAUCAUGGGCCUGAAUCCCAGUGACGACGAGCUGCAGCAGCGACUGGAGGAGCAUGUGCGUCGACGCGAGUCGUUGGGCAUGGGAAUGAAGAAGAUCGCACAGCGCGCCACCUUUGAGCUGGUGCUCACGCUGUACUGCCAGCUGGCGGAGCAGGAGGUGAAGGAGAUGGCCAAGGGAUGCAUCGUCGAGAAUGUGCUGCGCGUGUUGCGUAGCCGCGAUUCCGCGGGCACUGGCAUGUUGCCCUACAGUCAGCUGCGCCAUUUGCUGACCACCAUGGGCAAUCGAUUGGACGAGACGGAGGUCUACGGCGUGCUCCAUCGCGCUGCGGACAUUAAUGGCAAUGUCCUCUACGAGCACCUAGUACACCAGCUGUUCGCCACGGAUCCGCUGGCCGAGGAGCGGCUGCAACAGGCGCAGCUUUACCUGCAGGCCGUCGGACGCAAUGCCAUCGACAUGGACAUGGAUAAGCGGGACGAGUUCAUCGAUGCCAUCCGGCGGGCGGAUCCCGCGCGCUCCGGUUUCAUUGAGCCGCAGCGCCUGCUCGAGCUGCUCAAUCGCAAUGGGGAGCAGUUCACCGGCGAGGAGCUGCAGCUGCUCAUCCAGGGAAUGGAGGAUACACGGUGCAAGCGGGGCAUCAACUAUUGUCGCUUCCUGGAGUUCAUUAUGAACGAGUAGUGGCUCCAGUGGUGAGAUCCCUUCCAAUGAAUUCGCCAUCGCUUAUUAAAUUUACUGUGAAAUCUUGCAUUUAAAUUACUUUAAAUAAAACGGUGUUUUUUUCGAGCGACAG